AUGGCGCCUGGAACCGAGUCAGCCUUGGCCCUGCCCUCCCCGAGCUGCUGGGUACGGCACCCCGAGGAGUGUCAGAGGCAACUGAAGAAGAAACAGAAGAACCGGGUGGCUGCCCAGCGCAGCCGGCAGAGGCACACGGACAAGGCAGAUGCCCUGCACCAGCAGCAGGAGUCCUUGGAGAAACACAACCACGCCCUCCGGAAGGAGAUCCAGACCCUGCAGGCGGAGCUGACCUGGUGGAACCGGACCCUGCGCCUCCAUGAGCCCCAGUGUCCCCUGCACUGUGUCCCCGGCCCAGUUCCCCUGCUGGCCACCUCCUGGGGCCAGGCUGAGCAACCCCAGAGACAACCUGGCCCGGAGGGACAACAUGGCUGCCAGGAGAAGCCAGGCUCCUCUCCCCUAGAGCAGCGUCUGUGCUCAAAUCCACAGGGUCAGGAUGGUCCUGGCCUCUUCCCAUCCCCGCCGUCCUCAUUAUCUCCUGGCCCGGCUAUGGUGACCUUUCCUUCCGCCCAGCUGUGCGGCAGCCCCGUCCUGUCUGCCUUGCCCACUGGCUCCAACUUUCUUGGGUACCGCCCUAAGCUCAGUGCCAGCCUGCCCAGUCCCCCGGCCCAGCCUGGCCCUCCACAGCUCCAUGGGCUGGAGCACCCCACUAAAGGAAGGCCUGGGUCUCCUGCACACAGCCUGACGGUGGCUUUGGGGCCCACGUGUCCACAGAGCCAGGGACACAAGCCUGAGCUCUCCCUCCCUGGAGCAGAGGCCCCAAGGUUGGGGGAGGAUCCUGGCCUCCACCCCCUUUUGGCUUUCCCACUGCUCUCCUCUGCUCAAGUUCACUUCUAGGCCCUUUGUCCAAGCAGGGCUGCCCCUUCCUGGGGUUAGGGAAACAGCCGCAGCACCAGGCUGCUCCUCCAUUUCUCCUGGAGGCCGCCCUUCUUAGCCAGCCGGGAUUCCUCCAC
Molecule: messenger RNA, 953 nt
Organism: Perognathus longimembris pacificus (Pacific pocket mouse)
Lineage: Eukaryota; Metazoa; Chordata; Mammalia; Rodentia; Heteromyidae
Gene: Batf2
Product: basic leucine zipper ATF-like transcription factor 2
Exons: 4
Coding region: 1-837 (278 amino acids)
Biological process (GO): regulation of transcription by RNA polymerase II
Cellular component (GO): nucleus
Molecular function (GO): RNA polymerase II cis-regulatory region sequence-specific DNA binding; DNA-binding transcription factor activity, RNA polymerase II-specific
Source: RefSeq, a predicted model, not a curated record